UUUCUCCCCGUAGGGUUUUGCUCGGAGGGGCGGAGAUGAAGGUGGACGCCGCUGCGGAGUCGCCGACGUCGGUGCUCGGGGAAGACGGCAAUUGCACGGAGGAAUUGAUCCCUAAGCUGGAGGAUGAGAUACUUUUAACUGCGAAGAAUGGAGAUUCUUCUCUUAUUUCGAAAGCCAUGACUGAGGAGGAAGUAAAGUUGCUGGACGCACGUGUGAAAGAAGAAGAUGUAGAACAAGAAAAUAAUUCCGAAGAGCCACCGGAACUGGAUGACAACCAGUUUACUAAACUUGAUGAGCUUCUAACACAAACCCAGCUAUACACUGAGUUUUUGCUGGAGAAAAUGGAUGAUAUCACAUUUAAUGAAGUGGACCAAGUGAAUGAGAGCACUGAAAAAAAGAAAGGACGCGGUCGGAAAAGAAAAGCGGAAUACAAUCAAAGAAAGGCCAAGAGGGCGGUUGCUGCGAUGUUGACAAGAUCAAAAGAGGGUCCAAAUGAAGAAGAUGUGAAUCUGACAGAGGGAGAAAUAUUUGAAAAAGAGCAGCAAAAACUUGUACCCUUGUUGACUGGUGGAAAGUUGAAGCCUUAUCAAGUCAAAGGUGUGAAGUGGUUAAUCUCAUUAUGGCAAAACGGAUUGAAUGGAAUCCUGGCAGAUCAAAUGGGACUUGGGAAGACUAUCCAGACCAUCGGUUUCCUUGCACAUUUAAAAGGGAAGGGGUUGGAUGGACCAUAUUUAGUAAUUGCUCCUCUCUCUACUUUGUCCAACUGGGUCAAUGAGGUUCAGAGGUUUGUUCCCUCUAUUAAUGCGAUCAUAUACCAUGGUGACAAGAAACAAAGGGAUGAGUUGCGGCGCAAGUAUAUGCCUCGAGCAGUUGGACCCAGUUUCCCGAUUAUUGUCACUUCCUAUGAGGUUGCGAUGAAUGAUGCAAAAAGAUAUUUGAGACACUACAGUUGGAAAUACAUUGUUGUGGAUGAGGGGCAUCGGUUGAAAAACUCGCAGUGCAAGCUGCUGAAGCAGUUGAAGUUCUUGAGUGCUGAAAAUAAACUCUUAUUAACUGGGACGCCUUUGCAGAACAAUUUGGCCGAGCUAUGGUCAUUACUCAACUUUAUUCUACCUGAUAUCUUCUCGUCCCAUGAAGAAUUUGAAUCCUGGUUUGAUCUGUCAGGAAAGUAUAGCAAUGCAGCAACGAAGGAAGAAUUAGAAGACAAAAGAAGGGCUCAAGUGGUGGCAAAACUCCAUUCUAUAUUGCGUCCAUUUCUUCUCCGAAGAAUGAAAGCUGAUGUUGAGCAGAUGCUUCCUCGUAAAAAGGAGAUUAUCUUAUAUGCCACUAUGACCGAGCAUCAAAGGAACUUUCAGGAUCAUUUGAUAAAUAGGACUUUGGAGAAUCACUUGCUGGAGACCGUUGACAUUGGACGUGGAAUGAAGGGAAAACUUAAUAAUUUGAUGAUCCAGCUUCGCAAGAACUGCAACCAUCCCGAUCUUUUAGAGUCAGCUUUUAAUGGAUCAUGUAUCUAUCCUCCUGUCGAGCAGAUUGUUGAACAGUGCGGCAAAUUUCGUUUGCUAGAUAAAUUGUUGGGAAAGCUAUUUGAACGCAAGCAUAAAGUUCUGAUCUUCACUCAGUGGACAAAAGUUCUCGAUAUAAUGGAUUACUAUUUCAGUGAAAAAGGAUAUGAAGUCUGUCGAAUAGAUGGAAGUGUCAAGUUAGAUGAGAGGAAAAGACAGAUUCAGGAUUUUAAUGAUGUGAAUAGCGUCUACAGAAUAUUUCUUCUCAGCACUAGGGCCGGUGGACUGGGCAUAAACCUCACUUCCGCUGACACUUGCAUUCUAUAUGAUAGCGACUGGAACCCUCAAAUGGACCUGCAGGCUAUGGACAGAUGUCACAGAAUAGGCCAAACCAAGCCUGUUCAUGUUUACAGGCUUGCGACUGCGCAAUCAGUAGAGGGCCGCAUCUUGAAGAGGGCUUUUAGUAAGUUGAAGUUGGAGCACGUGGUCAUUGCAAAAGGACAAUUUCACCAAGAAAGAAACAAGCCUAAUACCUUGGAGGAAGAGGAUCUACUCGCAUUGCUCCGAGAGGAAGAGACCGCUGAAGAUAAGAUGAUACAGACGGAUAUUAGCGAUGAGGAUCUGGAAAGGAUGUUGGACCGCAGUGAUCUGAUUGCUGGUCCGCUUAGUGAUGCUGAGAAAUCUGAUGCUGCUGCAGCAAGUGCUAUGCCUCUCAAAGGACCCGGUUGGGAGGUGGUGAUACCAACUGCAUCUGGAGGCAUGCUUUCAACACUCAACAGCUAAAAGGUACCGAGCGAGACCUCGUCAUAUCUCAAUUAUUCGGCACAUUGGGGAUUUUUUUUUGUUGUGUUUUUUGGGAUAUCAUUAGAAGAUUUAUGAGGCAGUUCUCCCUUUUACUUGGGCCGGAACUCAUCAACUGGAGAAAAAGCAUCCUCAGGGGAAGCUCUCUUUCAUUUUGUGAAUGUCUUUGAUAGACUGUUUUUCAGAAAGGGAGCUGAAUUUUGUAAAUUGCUUAUGGAGGGGUCGCUUUUCCACUGUGCACCAAACCUUUAUAUGAGCUCGAGGUACUUUAUGGUGCGGAAACAUAGUUAUUUUGGGGCUUAUUGUGCCUAACUAUUAA
Molecule: messenger RNA, 2622 nt
Organism: Syzygium oleosum
Lineage: Eukaryota; Viridiplantae; Streptophyta; Magnoliopsida; Myrtales; Myrtaceae
Product: ATP-dependent DNA helicase DDM1
Exons: 15
Coding region: 36-2285 (749 amino acids)
Cellular component (GO): nucleus
Molecular function (GO): ATP-dependent chromatin remodeler activity; DNA binding; ATP binding
Source: RefSeq, a predicted model, not a curated record